GUGUGUGCGUGUGGGCUGAUCGGUGGCGCGUCUGACUGUCGCUCAGUGAGAAUCUGCAGAGACUCCGCUCACACACUCACACGCGCAGAGAUCUAGCGUUCACAUACACACACGCAGCUCCAGUGUUCCCGCACACACACACAGGCAGAGGCGGGCGCGCGCUCGGUCAGGAGUGUGUGAGCUCUCGGUGCCGGAGUUCGGGCUGUCGGUCAGCGGCGGCUCUUCACUGAUGCGGAUCAGACUCAGAAACUAAAGACGCUUCAUAACCGCGCACAGGAGAAUGGGGGAGCAGCCGAUCUACACCACCAGGGCUCAUGUCUUCCAGAUCGACCCCACGACCAAGAAGAACUGGGUUCCCGCCAGUAAACAGGCCGUUACGGUCUCCUACUUCUACGACAGCGCACGCCACAGCUACCGCAUCAUCAGUGUGGACGGAACAAAGGUGAUCAUCAACAGCACCAUCACACCCAACAUGAACUUCACUAAAACCUCUCAGAAGUUCGGGCAGUGGGCCGACAGCAGAGCCAACACGGUGUUCGGCCUCGGGUUCGCCUCCGAACAGCAGCUGUCCAAGUUUGCUGAGAAGUUCCUGGAGGUCAAAGAAGCAGCAAAACUGGCCAGAGAGAAGUCUCAGGACAAGAUGGAGACGUCGAGCGAUCAGUCACAGGAGUCUGGUCGUGACACUCCAUCAGGGAAUCAGGCGUCCAGCAUCAACGGCACCGACGACGAGAAGAUCUCACACAGCGGCCCCGAGACGGCAGCGCUGAAAGAGGAGAACGACCUGCUGAAGAGUGCCGUGGAGGAGAGUAAGAAGUGUGAGUCAGAACUGCAGGCGCUGAGGGAGAGUAGCACCCGUCUGCAGGAGGCGCUGCAGGAGGCCGAGAGCUCCGCCGAGAGCUGGAAGACUCAGGCCACACGGAGCCUGGAGGAGAACAACCAGCUGCGCAGCAAGAUCUCAGAGCUGGAGGUUCAGUGUAAGGAACUGAAUGUGGAGCGAGAGAGGAACGCUCAGCUCAAGGUCCGAAUUCAAGAGCUGGAAGCAGAUCUGCAGGACAAACAACAGGAGCUGGAGAAUCUGCGCAAACAGGCGGAGAUAAUCCCACAGCUGAUGGCGGAGUGUGAAAGCAUCAACGGCAAACUACAGGCGGCGGAGCUCUCCAGCAGUGGUCUGCGUGAGCGUGUGGAGCUCCUGCAGGGUGAAGCGCAGCACCGGCAGCAGCAGCAGAACAGCCUGAAGACGGAGCUCAAACUCCUGAUGGAGCAGCUGGACGGCAAGAUCGACGAGCUGCACGAGGUCCGACAGGGCAUCUCCAAACUCGGCAUCGACAACUGAACACACACACACACACACACUCUCUGUCAGUCUCACUGGGAUCCUGUGUGUGUGUGUGUGUGUGUCUGUGUGAGAUCUUGCAUGACUGCUGGUUAAGGGCUACUGCUGGCUGGUGUAGAGUUUCUCUCUCUCUCUCUCUCACACACACACACACACACACACACACGCAAAUACCCUCACACACAGUAUUACACACAUACAUGCACACACACACACACACACACACACACACACACACACACACACACACACACACACACACACACACACACAGAGACUGGUGGGUGUUUCCCAGAUCUCAGGGUUGUUUGUAUGGCUGUAAUGCACAAACUCAGCUGAACUGCAGACUCCUCAAGUGCCUGAAGGUGGCGCUCUCUCUCUCUCUCUCUCUCUCUCUCUCUCUCCCUCCAGCGGUGAGACUCCUGCAAUAGUGGCAGCAGGGGGCGCCACCUUCUCUCUCCUCCUCCUGCUGUUGUGUGUGUGCGUGUGUGUGUGCGUGCGUGCGUGCGUGCGUGUGUGUGUGUUUUGCGUCGACAAUACUCUUCUGAUCAGUGGAAUCAUGAGCCAAAUACCUGCUGGAUAACAGCAGCCGUGCGGUGUGUGUUGUGUUUGUGACAUGCUGCUGGUGUGUGUGUGUGUGUGUGUGUGUGGGUGAUGGGAUAAUUUAUACGUCUGCUUUUUUUUUUUAGAAUAAUCUCUGCCUCUCUUGUGUGUGUGUUUGUGUGUGUGUGUGUGUGUGUGUGUGUGUGUGUGUGUGUGUCCUGCGCUCAAGCCUCCUCACACUCCAGACCUGCUGUUCUGAAUUCCUUCAUGCUUUGACCCUCAUGAUCGGUGUAUUAUUGAGCGUUUCAUGUGUCCUGGUGUCUUUAACACACUCUCUCUUUCACACACACACACAGACACACACACACACACACACACACACACACACACUCCCCUUACUGGACCCUCGAGCCUUUCUCUUCUUUCUGAAAGAAAAUAAAACAGUUUUGUUGAUUUUGUUGAUCAAAAUUGUACAAUAAAUGGUUGUGGGAUA
Molecule: messenger RNA, 2369 nt
Organism: Danio aesculapii
Lineage: Eukaryota; Metazoa; Chordata; Actinopteri; Cypriniformes; Danionidae
Gene: homer2
Product: homer scaffold protein 2
Exons: 9
Coding region: 281-1333 (350 amino acids)
Biological process (GO): regulation of store-operated calcium entry; G protein-coupled glutamate receptor signaling pathway
Cellular component (GO): postsynaptic density; plasma membrane; dendrite
Molecular function (GO): G protein-coupled glutamate receptor binding
Source: RefSeq, a predicted model, not a curated record